Molecule: messenger RNA, 2262 nt
Organism: Gracilinanus agilis (Agile Gracile Mouse Opossum)
Lineage: Eukaryota; Metazoa; Chordata; Mammalia; Didelphimorphia; Didelphidae
Gene: LRRC36
Product: leucine rich repeat containing 36
Exons: 15
Coding region: 1-2262 (753 amino acids)
Molecular function (GO): protein binding
Source: RefSeq, a predicted model, not a curated record
AUGGCAGAGCAGUGGGAUCUGAACGAGGAAGGGCUCCGCCGCAUGGGGGCGCUGACCCAGGAGGAGCCGGAAUUGGUGGAGUCUCUUUCAUUGCAGGGAUCCUAUGUAGGAAAAAUUCAUUCCAUUGGUGAGACCUUCAAAAAUUUUAAAAAUCUCCGAUCCUUAGAUCUAUCAAGAAAUUUAAUCUCUAGUUUACAGGGUAUCGAGUACUUAUCUUCACUCCAAGAUCUGAAUUUAUAUUACAACAACAUUCCUUCAUUAGCAGAGGUGUCCCGCCUGCAGGCUUUGCCUUGCCUAAAAAUGCUAGAUUUGAGACUCAAUCCUGUUGUCAGGAAAGAUUCAGACUAUAGACUCUUUGCUGUACAUAUGCUACAAAAUCUGGAGAAACUGGAUGAUCGUUCAGUUAGAGAAAGUGAGCGGAAAGCGGCCAAGCUUAAUUUCAGUCAGUUGGGCAGCAAUGAAAAUUUCCUCUUUGAUGUGGAAAAUAAGAGGGAGAAGACCUUGAAAAACUGUGUGAUGGAUGAAAGGUCAUCAUCAAAACUUGAAACAGAUGUUGAUAACAGGAUUGAAACAGAAUUAAGCAAAGGACUUUUCCUUCCUCUCCCCAACCGGGAAAUAAAGGAUUCUCUAACAAGUGCUUCAAUCCAGACCAGCAAUCCAGCUGAUCAGAAGUUAGACACUUUCCCACUGGGGACCCAGCUACAGGAAGUGGCAAGAAGGGAGCUUCCAGGUGAUGGUCAUGAGGAAGAUGAUUUCAGAUGCUACCCAUCUCUUCAGUCCUCAGUCCGGUCCCCAGACAAGAUGGCCAAAGAAGGAUUCCGACUAACUUUUUCAGAUGGUAAAUCUUUAGGUUCUUCUCCAGAGAAAGAGUUGAUAUCAAAGGCUGAUGCUUAUCAGCUUAGCCAUGAAGUCUUAUCAAGUAAACGCUUGGAUGUGGGUGAUUCAAGCCAGAUACACCCCUACCAGUUACCUAAAGAUAAUAGUCUAGAUAAUUAUAACAGUCACUAUCCUCACCCCAUAACCUUACAUGGAAGUUUUAGCAAGAAAUCCCCAACUCAUCAAAGAAGCAAGAAUUACAGAGACUAUAGUACAAAAUCUUUGAAUGACACAAAGUCCAUCUCUUGUGGAGAUAUAAUGACUCCUUUGACUGACUCAGACUCCGCCACUGGAAGACUGCUUAAGCUCAGUUCAGAUCUCUACACCACAGGCUAUUUUAGCAGUGAUCCCACUUUGCUGUCCAAUAUCGAACAGCAGUUAUCUGGGGGCCUCACAGAUUUAACACAAGUACAUGGUUCUUUCAAAAAUAACACUGCCAUGGGAAACUCUCUACGGACACUCCUGUUGCCUUCAGGGACUCAAGAAGACAGGGGACUUUCAACAAAGAGGUCUGUGAGCCCAACUAGAAGGGCAUUUAAGAAGAAGGACAGUCUUCUUUCAAAUGUGGUGCCAAAGCAUGGGUUCCAAGAUGUUACCAACAAUGAGCUUCUCUCUAGUGACCUGGGCAGUUUGCUUGGUUUGCAAGGAAACCAUAGUCCCCCUCCCACUGCCAGGACUUCCCACGUGGUUGGGGUACUCCAACAGUUACUAGAGCUAGUGGACAAGCACUGGAAUGGCUCAGGGUCUCUGCUUCUCAACAAGAAGUUCCUGGUUUCUGCCCGGGAUAUGCUUCUGAGCUUGGUGGUUCCCAACCCUGCUCAACAGUGGAACCGCUCACUGCCUGAAGAAAGUCUGAAAUCCGCAAGAAGGAGAGACCUUGAUCUAAAGGAUGCAGGGCAGUUCCCUGGUAUUCCAAAUGAUCUGGAAGCAUUGAAGCAAAAGAUGGUCAGGGUACUGGAGGAAAAUCUCUUUUUGUCUGAAAAGGUACAGCUGUUGGAGGAAAAUGCUUCCAAUUCUGGUGUGGGUGGGCACCAGUCUCACAGUUAUGACGAAUUGCUCCGUAAAAAUCAACAGCUGAAUUUACAGGUGAAUUGUCUGAAUCAGGAACUUAACCAGCUAAAGAAACUCGAAGAAACAGUAUGCCUUCUCCAGGAAAGUCAGAGGUCCUUGGUUACAACCAAUGAAUAUCUGCUACAACAGUUGAAUAAAGAGCAAAAGGGUUAUAUGGGAAAAGCAAUCCUGCCUCCAGAGAAGAGUCACCGCAUAGGGAGAACUUCACCCUUUGGGAAACCCCUACAGUCUUCCUUAUCACAGGCAGCUCCUGACUGUGAGUCAAGUCAAAGAGAAAGGCUCUCAGAAGGAUUAGAAACAUACCUGCUUCGAUGA